Messenger RNA from Tarenaya hassleriana, 737 nucleotides. Its product is annotated as 60S ribosomal protein L22-2. Gene Ontology annotation, cellular component: ribosome. The record is from RefSeq and is a predicted model, not a curated record. Lineage: Eukaryota; Viridiplantae; Streptophyta; Magnoliopsida; Brassicales; Cleomaceae. Bases 125 to 499 code for a protein of 124 amino acids. The transcript has 3 exons. Gene Ontology annotation, biological process: cytoplasmic translation. Gene Ontology annotation, molecular function: RNA binding; structural constituent of ribosome.
AAAUUUAAAUGCGUAAUAAAACCCUAGACAUUUUCUUCUCCUCUUCCAGCUUUGGGACGCCGCUUCUUUCUUCAGGCACAUCUUCUAGGGUUUCUCCCCGCAGCUUCAGAGGAAGGUUAAGAAAAUGAGUCGAGGUGGUGCAGUUGCUCCCAAGGGGAAGAAGAAGAAUGUGUCCUUCACCAUCGACUGCUCGAAGCCAGUCGAGGACAAAAUCAUGGAGAUUGCUUCGCUUGAGAAGUUUCUUCAGGAGAGGAUCAAGGUGGGGGGUAAGGCCGGCGCCCUCGGUGAUACUGUCACCAUCACCCGUGACAAGAACAAGAUCACUGUCACUUCUGACAGCCAGUUCUCCAAGAGGUAUCUCAAGUACUUGACAAAGAAGUACCUGAAGAAGCACAACGUGAGGGAUUGGCUUCGUGUGAUAGCUUCGAACAAGGACAGGAACGUCUAUGAGCUGAGGUACUUCAACAUUGCAGAGAACGAAGGAGAAGAAGAAGAUUAAAACAAUGCCCCCUUGAGCCACCAGUUCAGUUUUAGAACACUAAUAUACUCUCUGUUUCUGUGUUUUCUGGUCGAUGCUCCUCUCUUUGGUCGUCACCAACUCUUGUGCUAGAAUCUUAAAGUUUGGUUUAAAUCUUCUCUCUUUCGCUGUUGAACUCCACUUUAUAUUGAUUUUGUUUGUUUAAAACAUUGCUCGAGUUCUAGGAGCAGUCUCUUGAGAGAAAUAUUCUGCAAGGUAA